Messenger RNA from Ceratina calcarata, 2553 nucleotides. It is a transcript of the gene Grip91, whose product is annotated as gamma-tubulin complex component 3. Gene Ontology annotation, biological process: meiotic cell cycle; spindle assembly; mitotic cell cycle. Gene Ontology annotation, cellular component: spindle pole; microtubule organizing center; gamma-tubulin complex. Gene Ontology annotation, molecular function: microtubule minus-end binding; gamma-tubulin binding. The transcript has 11 exons. Bases 23 to 2485 code for a protein of 820 amino acids. The record is from RefSeq and is a predicted model, not a curated record. Lineage: Eukaryota; Metazoa; Arthropoda; Insecta; Hymenoptera; Apidae.
AGUGGCCGCGAGCAUAAACACGAUGGAGGCAGAAACUGUGGGGAAUCUUGUUCAAAAAAUGAUCGUUUCCCUUUAUGGUGAACAAAAACCAGAGGUGAUCAGAAAAUGGAUGAGGUUCUCUCUAGGAUUGUUGUCAUCCACACAGGGGAUAGAGACUUUGCAGGAAGAUGAAAUUUCGAUAGGGAGUCAAAUAAAAGAAAAGCUGUCGACCUGCGAGGCGGCACAGUUCGACAAACUGUAUAACGACUUGAGAUCCGGGCCCUUAAAGAACAGAGUACAAAUCCUCAUAUUCCUGUUAAACAUGUGUCAUUCUACUGAGCAGUUGAGGGAAAGAGUUUUCUCAGUGCCUGAUUUAAAAUUAGGUUUAUGUUCCUCUUCUGCAUCUACUAGUGGACAAUCAUCAGAGAUUUAUGCACCCGCUCAGAUCGUGUCUAUGAACAGUUCAGAGAAGGGUGCGAGAGAGUAUCUGACAAGUUACAGCAAGUUAUAUGGAGAAGAAUACAUUUCAGAAGAUGCAUUGGUUCAAGAUCUGAUAUAUUGCUUCCAAGGUAUCGAGGGAAAGAUAUUAAAAUUGGACUCGAAUUACGGUUUCCAAUUAGAUCCGAUGAUAAGCAUAGACAGGCCAAGGAAACAGGCCACGUUGAGAUUAAGCGAGCUGGGUUAUUUACAUAAUAUCAUACAAAAGGGUUUAGAAAGAAUGUCAGCUGCUUCGAGCGGUCAAGUAGCCGAUAGUUUCGUUGCGGCGUUACAUUCAGAAUUGUCCGAAUACUACAGGUUCAUAGCGCUUAUCCAGGAAGAAGUAAACAGAGUUCAGUCCGAAUCGGGAUUGUACAGAGUCACGCUCUCCCAUUUGCAUCUUUGGGCAUACGAUCCCUUAGAAACAUUGAAAUGGCUGGCGAGUAUCGUAAAAGCUUGCCAAGGGCAGAAGGGCGGUGCGCUGGCUUCAGCGAUAUAUGAAUUUAGUAAUCACGGCGAUGCGAGCGUGAAGAGAUUGGUAAAAAGGAUCUUGGAAAGCGUCUGCGACUCCCUGUACAAUAUGCUAAUAAGGUGGAUCGCGGACGGUGAACUGGAUGACCCGUACAGAGAAUUCUUUAUUGAAGCUUGCGCCGAUAUCACCGGCGGAGACAGGUUGUGGCACGAGAAGUACCAAGUUCGUAACAACAUGCUACCGUCUUUUAUCACGAAGAUGCAGGCGAAGAAGAUUCUCGGAACGGGGAAGAGCAUCAAUUUCCUACGCGAAGUCUGUAAAGAUUUUACUCCCUGGCAAGGAAAGCACACGGAAAUGUUCAAAAAUUUCAGCGAGGAACACAAAGUCGACGUCCUGUUCGAUAUGGAUCCCGAUGGUCGAUUGCAAACGAUGAUGGACACGGCUUACAAGGAAACCUCGACGAGAGUAGUUGAAAUCUUGACGAAACAGUAUCACCUCAUGGAACACCUGCAGGCUAUCAAGGGCUAUCUGUUGCUGGGACAAGGACAUUUUAUCCAACACCUAAUGCACUUAUUAGAGCCAGAAUUGGAUAAACCAGCCAAUUCUUUGUACCCACACAAUAUAUCUUCGAUCUUGGAAACGGGAAUAACAGCAACGGCUACGAAAAUAGAUGAUUUGGAUAUACACAGGCGGUUGGACGUAAGAUUACUGGCGCCGUCAGAAAACGAAAGAGGGUGGGACGUUUUCAUCCUCGAUUACAACGUUGGUGGACCCAUCGGAAUGAUUUUAGAACCUUGCAGACAGAUAUAUCAAACUGUGUUCUUUGCUUUGUGGAGAGCGAAACGAAUGGAGUCGAUAUUGUCUGCGAUCUGGAAACGUCAGAUAACUUCGGCGAAGAUGUUUCGUAAAAUGCCUGAGGUAUUGCCGAUACAAACUCACAUUCACUCGAUCACGAGCAGCAUGGUCCAUCUGGUCCACCAAAUGCAGUAUUUCUUUUUAUUCGAGGUGAUCGAAUGCUCUUGGGACACGUUCGCGAAACAAUUGGGACAAGCGGCAUCGUUGGACGACAUAAUUACGUCUCACAAUCAUUUCAUAGACGCCGUGAGACGUGGUACAUUGUUAGAUGAGAAUUCACAGGAGCUUAUGGACCAUUUACGUUCUGUGUAUGGUCCGAUUUUGGACCUACAAAAUCUUGAAGAAACGUUUCUCACGCACGCGACGUUAGAGUACGAAGCGAGAUUAAAAGAUAACACCCCGUUAAGCACGAACUGUUCACUUUCCGAAAACAGUGACGCAGAAAUUGCCAAGCGUCAAGCUGCAUUUUCGAAGUACUUAAAUACGCUUUCGAUUCAGCUUAGACUGCUCUCGAGAACUUACCAGGACAGGGUAAAGAAAUUCCUUAUAAUGCUUGCCUCGGCGGAGGAUGUCUCUUUACAAUUGUUGAGCGUACGAUUAGAUUUCAACGAGUACUAUAAGAGCAAGGACAGUCGGCUGGUCGUGCCGUUGACGUACUUGCACCGCAGACAGAGUGAUCAAAGCUAUCUCAGUUGUAAAUAACAGGCGGGAAAACUUAAUCGUGUCAUUUUUUUACAAAACUUUUCGAAAUAAAUAUUUCUUUAUUUGAA